AUGGACCCACUCACAAAUACAAAUGUCCCAAAGAGCACAAAGAUGCAUUCAAAAGUCGUUAUUAUCGGGUCAGGUCCUGCAGGACACACCGCCGCUUUAUAUCUUGCGCGCGCGAACAUCAACCCUGUCCUGUUUGAGGGCUUGAUGGCAAAUGGUUUCGCUCCCGGUGGUCAACUUACCACAACCAUAGAUGUCGAGAACUAUCCUGGUUUCCCAUCUGGCAUCCUUGGUCCCGAGCUUAUGUAUAGGUUUCGCGAGCAGUCCAUUCGCUUCGGAACGCAGAUCAUCACAGAGACCGUUUCCAAGAUCGAUCUCUCUGCACGCCCCUUCCGUUACUGGCGAGAGGGUGGGGAACACGAUGAACCAGAAACUGCAGAUGCGAUCAUCAUCGCAACUGGUGCGAGCGCGAAGAGGCUAAGACUCAAGGGCGAAGUCACAUACUGGCAAAGCGGCAUCAGCGCGUGUGUAGUCUGCGAUGCUGCCAACCCUGUUUUCAGAAAUCAACCGCUAGCUGUCAUCGGUGGUGGUGAUUCUGCAGCAGAAGAAGCCACCUAUCUGACAAAAUACGGCUCUCACGUGUAUGUCCUUGUCCGCCGUAGCGAACUCCGCGCUUCUAAAACUAUGGCCAAGCGCCUUAUGAAUCACCCCAAGAUUACGAUCCUUUGGAACACCGUCGCAACCGAAUGCCAAGGCGAUGGCAAUCUCCUCAACAACCUCCGCAUCAAAAACGUAAGGACAGGGGAAGAACAUGAUCUACCAGUGGUCGGACUUUUCUAUGCGAUCGGACAUGAACCAGCUACGUCCCUCGUGCGCUCCCAGCUGCAAACGGACCUUGAUGGGUAUGUCAUCACUGUCCCUGGAACGACGCAGACGAGCGUCAAUGGCGUGUUUGCCGCUGGCGAUGUGCAGGAUAAGAGGUAUAGACAGGCUAUCACUAGUGCGGGGAGUGGGUGCAUGGCCGCGCUUGAGGCAGAGAGGUUUAUUGCGGAGGAGAUAGAGGAGGGGUUAAUGAUCAGGAAGCUGAAUCCAGAGUUGAUAUCAGAUAGCGAGGAAGAGAGACUCAGAAAGUGUAAAUCUGUCACUCUUGAAGUCAUUGAAAUAUCCUCGGACGACGAUGACAACUCACUCACAAAAUACGGUACUCGACAGGAUCAGAACACUCCUGUUAACACAAGCCCAUUCCGUGGAUCGUCGGAAAUCAUUGAAUUGACAGAUAGCGAUACCUGCGAUACAUCCUCCGACUUUCCGGACAAAUUAACUGAUCUCGUCAAGAGCCCCGCAAAAAUGCGGAGGAAACCUGUGGCUCAGCGUCCGAAGGAUUUCUUGUCACUUUAUGCUGAUGAAAGCGAUGCAGACGAUGGUUCCAUUCUUAUUCUGAACGAGCCUCGAAGUGCACGCAAACCCAUUCGCCGUGCUCAGAUAUCCACUGUCAAUGAGACCAUUCCCUCCUUCCCGAUUACUCGCUGUAAUGACGGGUCAUCUCACUCACAUUCAUCUGGAGAGGAUAAGAGGCAGGCUGGUACUCCUCGGGCAAUCUUGGACAGCACGCCACGGAUAAAUAAACCACCCCCGAGGAUUUCCAAGCAGGGAAAAGCAGAGGAGCAGGCACGUCGCGAGAAAUAUGCUGCACAGCUCUUUGAAGAGCUGAAUAGUACAAUAUUCGAUAACGGUCUCCCCCGAGAGACAAAAUUGAAUUGGAAUAAGCGCCUCUUAACUACCGCGGGGAGGGCUAAGUGGCACAAGUCUAGGGAUGGUGUUCAGACGACAGAGAUCGAGCUGGCCGCCAAAAUUUUGGAUUGUGAUGGUGGAGAGGUCUUUGUUUCUGCUUCUACCGUGCCCCUGAUUUGUGUGCUUUUAGAACGGAUACGAAAUACUUUGUCGCAUGAGAUGUGUCACCUGGCAUCCUGGAUCAUCAAUGGCAACCCGAAAGAAGGCCAUGGCCAGAUCUUCAAAGCGUGGGCCAACAAAGUAAUGAUCAAGCGUCCAGAAAUUGAAAUCACGACAAGGCACAACUACGAGAUUUCGUACCCAUUCGAAUGGAAAUGCGAGAAGUGUUCAAAAAUAUAUGGUCGAUAUAGCAAAUCCAUCAGACCAGAUGAAUGCGUUUGUGGCGUUUGUAAGGUCGGAAAACUCAUCCCCCUCUUCGUGCAAAGAGCACCCAGGACCCCUAAGGUCAGCAGGAUGGCUACUGCUCUGCCUCAAGGUUCCCCUCGUCCUGUCGCGGCUCUCGAGGAAACCAGGCAAUUUCCGGCUAACAGCACGGUGUAUGCCAUAUCAUCAGAGGAUGAGGUGAAUAUAUUGAUCGGCGCCAUCAACGAUGUGACCCUGCAUGAUGGUGAAACUCCACCACGAGCUAUGUAGUCCGUCAUUUAGCCCAUGAUGAUCUAUCCAUUGGUUUAUCGGGCCGGUAACUAGACGAAUACUUUAAUGAGGAUAGAGUAAGGAUACAAAACCGAUUUGCUAUAACAGGACCUUGAAAUAUACCAUCUACAA
Suillus discolor is the source of this 2493-nucleotide messenger RNA. RefSeq lists its product as uncharacterized. Gene Ontology annotation, biological process: removal of superoxide radicals. Lineage: Eukaryota; Fungi; Basidiomycota; Agaricomycetes; Boletales; Suillaceae. Gene Ontology annotation, cellular component: cytoplasm. The record is from RefSeq and is a predicted model, not a curated record. Bases 1 to 2361 code for a protein of 786 amino acids. The transcript is spliced from 17 exons. Gene Ontology annotation, molecular function: thioredoxin-disulfide reductase (NADPH) activity.